UGUGUGUGUGUGUGUGAGAGAGAGAGAUAGAGAGAGAGAGAGAGAGAGAGAGAGAGAGAGAGAGAGAGAGAGAGAGAGAGAGAGAGAGAAAGAGAGAGAAAGAGAGAGAAAGAGAGAGAAAGAGAGAGAGAGAGAGAAAGAGAGGGAGUGUAUGUGUAAGAGAGAGAGAGAAAGAGAGGGGGUGAGAGAACGCGGAGUUUUGUUCACUUUCAUCCCCCGGUUGGCAGCAGGACCGUGCGCCUCUCUCUCUCUGUCUCCCCGCUCUCUGUGAGUCUUUCGCCGCAUGGAUUUUUGAUUUCGCCCGCUGCUCUCCUGGAGGGUCUCUCUCCGGCUCGGUUCACAUGGGACUUGUUGUUCCUGUUUUUUUCUGGAACAGAAAAAUGUUCGGCUCCAGGGCUCCGUAGCUGAGGGCUCUUCGCCAUGGCCGAGCCGGGAGCAGUUUCCGACGCUUUGGCGGCUCCGCUGCUCGAGUUUAGCGCCGAGGCUGCGUCUCCCGGCCGGGAUGCGGCUCGGCGGGGCUUCCCGGGCCACGGCGCCGAGGGGCUCUUCUCCAACGGCGGCUGCAGGGAGCUCAGCAGCCCUGCGGUGGGCAGCCGGGGUCGAGACGCGUCCGCCGAAAGGAACCAGCCUAGCGGGAACCCACCCUGCGGGAUUAUGAAGAACAGUUCCAAGCAGCGGCAGGUGAGGAAGAAGACGGUCUCGUUCAGCUCCAUGCCGAGUGACCGCAAGAUGAACAGCACCGCCGCCUGCAUGGCCUUCAUGUUGGAGGGAUGUGAGAUGAAGAAGGUUCGCUCCAACUCGCGCAUGUACAACCGAUACUUCCUGCUGGAUCCAGACUUGCGCUGGCUCCGCUGGGAGCCCUCCAAAAAGGACUCUGAGAAGGCGAAGCUGGAGAUCAAGAGCAUCAAAGAGGUGCGGUUAGGGAAGAAGACUCCUGUCCUACGCAGCAACGGCCUGUCGGAUCAAUUUCCAGAAGAGUGCGCAUUCUCAAUCAUUUACGGAGACAAUUACGAGUCCCUGGACUUGGUGGCAAGCACGGCAGAUGUGGUCAGCACCUGGGUAAUGGGACUGCGCUAUUUGGUCUCGUACGGACGACACAUGGUCGGUGUGGUCGAAGCCAGUCAGCCGAGUGUAAGAACGUCCUGGAUCGGGUCGGUGUUUGAGCUGGCUGAUAUCGAGAGGCAGGGACAGAUAGACUUGUUCCGUGCCACGCAGAUUAUCAAGGGACUAAAUCCAGGGAUGAGGGAGUCCCGCAUUGAGCUGAAGUUCAAGGAACUUCAAAAGGCCAGAGAUUGCUAUGGUGAGGGCAUUGACUUGGACACAUUCGUAGAGGUGUACUGUGAACUGUGCACAAGGUCCGAAAUCUUUUUCCUUCUGGUGCAAUUUUCUAGCAACAAAGAGUACCUGGAUUCUAAAGACUUGAUGCUCUUUGUGGAAGUCGAGCAAGGUGUGGAGGGCGUGACUGAGGAGCUGUGUCGUGACAUCGUGCGCAAGUAUGAACCGUCAGUGGAAGGCCGAGAACGCGGCUACUUGUCCAUUGAUGGUUUCACACACUACCUCCUGUCAUCCGAGUGCCACAUUUUUGAUCCACAGCACAAGCGAGUUUGUCAGGAUAUGACACAGCCCCUGUCUCACUACUACAUCAACUCCUCGCACAAUGCCUCCCUACUGGAGGACCACUAUUGGGGUUCCUCAGACAUCAGCAGCUACGUCCGUGCCUUGCGCAUGGGCUGUCGUAGCCUGGAGGUAGUGGUGUGGGAUGGUCCUGACUGUGAGCCAGUGGUUUACGUAGGCAGCUCAGUGGCAUCCCAGCUGGCCUUUUCCAAAGUCCUCGAUGUUAUUAACCAGUAUGCCUUUGAGAGCUCUGAGUUUCCUGUGAUCCUGUGCCUGGUGACACACUGCAGUGUCCCUCAACAGAGGGUCAUGGCCCAGCACAUGAAAAAAAUCCUGGGGGACAAACUCCACUUAGAACCUCCCAGUCCUGACGAACUCUAUCUGCCCUCGCCUGAGAAGCUGAAAGGCAAGAUCCUUUUGAAAGGAAAGAGGCUCCCACCAGAGACCCAAGAUUCUGAGGGGGAGGUUACUGAUGAAGAGGAGGGUCUUGAGAUGUCGAGGCGCAUGGUUGGUGCAGACGACAAGGACCAGCUCAACGGCAUCAGCUGCAAGAGGCUGCGACUUUGCAAGGAAUUGUCUGACCUUGUGUCUCUUUGCAAAUCUGUCCAGUUCCGAGACUUCGAGUUGUCCAAGAGGGAACAGAAGCACUGGGAAAUAUGUUCUUUCAAUGAGGUAGAUGCUAACCGCUUUGCUAAUGAGUACCCUGAGGACUUUGUCUGCUACAACAAGAGGUUUCUGUCACGGGUGUACCCGACACCCAUGCGCAUCGAUGCCAGCAAUAUGAAUCCGCAAGACUUUUGGAAAUGUGGUUGUCAGAUUGUGGCCAUGAAUUACCAGACACCAGGGUUGAUGAUGGACCUCAAUCUGGGCUGGUUCAGGCAAAAUGGCAACUGCGGUUACGUGCUUCGCCCUUCCAUAAUGCGCGAUGAGGUCUCAUACUUCAGUGCCAACGCUCGUGACUCAUUACCUGGUGUGUCUGCUCAACUUCUCCACAUCAAAGUGAUCAGUGGUCAAAACCUGCCAAAACCUCGGGGAUCUGCUGCAAAAGGGGAUGUAGUUGAGCCUUAUAUUUAUGUGGAGAUCCACGGCAUCCCUGCGGACUGUGCUGAGCAGCGCACCAAGACCGUAUCGCAAAACGGUGACAAUCCUAUCUUUGAUGAGAGCUUCGAGUUUCAGAUCAAUCUCCCAGAACUGGCGGUCUUGCGUUUCGUGGUCCUGGACGAUGACUACAUCGGAGAUGAAUUCAUUGGCCAGUAUACCAUCCCCUUUGAGUGCCUGCAACCUGGAUACCGACAUGUCCCAUUGCAAUCACUUACAGGGGAGUUCUUGCCUAACACCACGCUGUUUGUUCACGUGGCCAUCACGAAUAGGCGAGGUGGUGGCAAGGCUCACAAGAGGGGUCUUUCUGUGAGGAAAGGCCGCAAGGCUAGGGAGUACACUUCAACCAAGACCACUGGGAUCAAAGUGGUGGAUGAACUCUUCAGGGCUUCCACUCAGCCACUAAGAGAGGCGACUGAUUUGCGGGAAAAUGUGCAGAACGCCAUGGUGUCGUUUAAAGAGCUGUGUGGCCUGACCCCGGCGGCUAACAUGAAGCAAUGUAUCCUGACCGUGUCCUCGUGGCUUCUGAACAGCGAGCGCUGCCUGCGGGUCACUGUGGACCUGAGCGAGGCCUAUCCCACCAUGGAGGCGCAGGGACCUGUUCCAGAGCUGCUGCGCAAAGUCCUCACCGCCUACGACACGAUGAUCCAGACCAGUCGCACUUUGAUUGAGUCGGCAGACAGCGUCUACUGUAAACUCACACAAGCACAGCGAGCAGGGUUGGACUUCCAUGAGGACCUGCACCGCAUCGGAGCUAAAGAGGGGCUGAAGGGCCGAAAGCUACAGAAAGCCAUGGAGAGUUACGCCUGGAACAUCACUGUUCUUAAGGGUCAGGCAGACCUGUUGAAGCACGCUAAAGGCGAGGCGAUGGACACUCUGAGGCAGAUCCAGUGUGCGGCUCACUCCUGCGGCCUGGCCAAGAACGGAGCGUCCACCUCCCCCGCCUCGCCCCUGCUGCCCCCUCACUCACGAGCCCACGGCCCCCUUCUCACCAUCCCAGAGACAGAGCCACCUGACACGGAGCCCAGUACACCUCAGUGACACACAGAGACAGAGAGAGAAAUAAAGAGACAGACAAAGAGAGAGAAAUAGAGAGAGAGCAGGAAUAAGAAUUGGCAAAAUAAGAAAAGACUGACCAAGCAGAGGCAGAGAGUGAUUUUAACCAUUAGAAGCUGAGACUCACUAUUCAGAUCACUAUAAUACAGUUUAUAUUUAAUGUGGUCCAAUUUUGAGACUGUUACAGCUGUUACAGCUGUCAAUAACAGUGAGUUUUAUGGGUUAAAAUACUCCUGGCCUGCACAGCUCUAAUCUAUGACCUAAAAAUACUUAAAAGAAGGCUGCAAUAGGGUAAUACACAUACAAAACUAAUUAUUGGGAUUAAUCUGCCCAAAUCAGCAUACCUUCAAAUGAUUUAAUGGAUGCAUAAGUAAAUUAUAACAUGCAGGUCAGGCCUACUUCUCUUAUUUUAAAACCAAUGUUGCCCCUAAAUCCUCUCUUAAACAAUUUUAAAUGACAAACAGUGGUAUAUUUUGAGCUAAAUUAAGAUAUUUUGGUAAUGUAAAGCCACACUACUGUAAAUAAAUCAUCAUAUAAAAGUUAAUUUAGUCCUUUUAUUUAGUGUAUUUUUCAAAAAUGUUUGAUGUCACGUUUCUAGUACUUAAUUCUAGAAACCUUUUGUAGAUGCAUUCUUGCUGUCUGUUCUCAGAUGACUGCAAGUUUGUUCUUGCACACUGAAACACAUAAAAGGAAUGCAAGUCCAUUUCUCCUGUGUUUGGUCUUUGGUCUUAAAUCCUGCUUUCAUGUUUUAUCCAAGUCCUAACAGCAGUACAAUCGUAUAACUUAAACUAUGCUAUAACAUACAGUAAACUUAUUGCUAUUCAUUAUAGACUAAUGCAGGGUUUUAGUUGGCUGCCAAUGUCUAUGCUACCCUCUGGCCAUGAAUACUGAGCCUGUGAAGUAACCUAUAACGAAUAGCAUUGAGUUUAACCUGUUUAAAAGCUUAACACAAAUAUUGUACACAACCUUAAAGGCAAUAACAACACAUUUCCAAAAAAAAAAAAAAAAAUUUCCAUGGUACAAAAAUUAUUUACAAUUGUAGGUGCUAGGUAUAUAAAACAUUUCAACCUUUAAAGGUUUUAUUAGGGCCUUUCUUUAAACAUAAUCUUUUCUAAAGAAAAAUGAUGUGAUGUACAUAAUCAGCCAAAAAUAAAGCUGUGUAGGCCAGGACUCCCUCUGAAAUCUACAGUAUAGUGAAGGCAGAAAUAUGUCAAUGGUAAAUAAUGCAGUUAUGCAUAGAAGAUAGAACUGAUAAAGCGAGCAAGACAAGUAAUAAAGAAAAUAGGUGAUUAAUAAAGACAUCAAGAUGUACCUCUUUAGACACAAACACACACACGCACAUACACACAGGCGUAUAUAUAAAUAUAUGUACAGUGAUGCUUGAAAGUUUGUGAACCCUUUAGAAUUUUCUAUCAAUUGUCUUUAUUAGACCUUUACACAGGUCCUAAAUGUAAAACUGAAAGCAGAAGCAUUUCUGAGUGGAGAAGAGAUAAAAUAUUGUGUUUAAUGGAACCAGUGUGCUGAAAUGACAAUUCCAGCUAAGCCUAAUGUAUUCAUUCUGGGUGUCUGGGUGUCUCAAUAACUGGGGUGUCGGGUUACUUUUUGCAGGAGUUCUUCUGGCCACAUUAAGCGUCUUUACGUACUUAGGUCACAUGUACAGCCUCUAAAAGAGGAUCCGGCUCAGUUUUACUGAACACGAGCGGCUGGUGGAGCAAUGGAGACUUCAAAAGGGGAAACUCAGAGCUCAGUAAGAGCUCAGUAGUUUAUUCAUUUACAGUAAAGAAAACUGACACUCGUAUAUAAGAACUCUCCCACAUUUUCUGAAGAGCAUUUCCCUCAGCUCGCUCUCUCUGACUGAACAUAACCAGGAAUUGGACAAACAGAUAAAUAAAUUUAAGGAAAAGUGUACAGAUUGUGUACAAAUGGACGAAAAUUUAAGAUACUCCCCAGGAGUAAUGAACUCCAAGAGCAGGGCAUGUAAUUGUCGGUGAGGUAACAAAGGACCCCAGGAUAACUUCUAAGAAACUGAAGUCCACUAUUAGGGGAACACUGAACAACACAGGUGUGCAUGGCAGGGUUGCAUAGAGAAAACCCCUGCUCUCCAAAAAAGAACAAUAUUGAUCAUCAGCAGUUUGCUAAAGAUCACAUGGCCAAGCCAGAAAGCUACUGAAAGAAUGUAUUGAGGACAGAUGUGACCAAAAUAGAACUUUUUGGUUUAAAUGAAAAGCAUUAUGUUUGGAGAAAGGAAAACAUUGCAUUCCAGCAUAUGAACCGUAUACCAUCUCUGAAACAUGGUGGUGGUAGUAUCAUGGUUUGGUCCUGUUUGGCUGCACCUUGGCUGCACCUGGGCCAUGACGGCUUGCCUACGUUGAUGGAACAAUUAAUUCUAAAAUAUAUCAAAGAAUUCCGAAGGUAAAUGUUAGGUUCUUGUUACCUACUUUUAGGACUUGUUUUAGGAGAUGUUUGAUGUCUUAUUUAUGGAGAAAUAUAGAAGGUUCUAAAUGGUUCACAAACUGACAAACACUACUGUAUACACACACAAACACACGAACGGACACAUUCACACAGAGUCAUCAGUGCCACUGAACAAAGGACUUUUGUGUGUUCCUUUGGCUCCCCCUGCUGGUCUGGAUGAUGUUUGGGGGCCUGUGCAUAUACGUCAGGUUGUUAAAAUUCCUGUUUUUUUCUGUUUUAUUUUACAUUUGCACUUUCAAACUUUUAUCCAGGGGUACAGUCAGUGAAAGUGAGUGCGUGUGAGUGUCGUCUGUCUUGAAACUUUUGAAGAAGAAAAAAAAAAAAACAAGAUCACCAUAGCGUUUAAACUGGAACUCUUCUGACGUCUUUGUUCUAUUUUUGCGAUGGACUCAACAAGAAGAACUCUGGGAAACCUUUGCUGUCCGUCAAACUCCAAGCGGCACUGAGAAUAAGAAUAAGCAAAUAAACGAGAAUCUGUCAUUUUAGAACUAAUUCAAGGACACUUUACAGUCUAGCUCAGACCACUUUACGUCUGAGAGCGUACACUGUCUGUGAAUGAAGUGACUUGUAAUUACUACUGUUACUAUUGUGGGUAGGUAUAUAUGAAUUAAUAUUGCAGUUAUUUUAUAAUCAUGAGCUGUGCAGACACAGUGAUAUCAUGCUGUACGUGUGGUGCGAUGGUUGAGAACUCACUGGAAAGGGGAAAGAGGAGAUCUGAGGUGAGGAGAUGAAUUCGGGGAAGAGGGCGGGGGGAUAUGAAAUGGGAAAGAGCAGUAGGUUAGGUGUUGACAUCUUCAGAAUAACACCUCAUUUGAUUCCCCUCAUUUAUAAAGCCCAUAAUAUAUAUUAUAAAAGUGGAAUGGCACUAGAAA
This is a messenger RNA of Astyanax mexicanus (Mexican tetra), 7115 nucleotides long. It is a transcript of the gene plcl5, whose product is annotated as phospholipase C like 5. Gene Ontology annotation, biological process: lipid metabolic process; intracellular signal transduction. Bases 421 to 3753 code for a protein of 1110 amino acids. The record is from RefSeq and is a predicted model, not a curated record. The transcript has 6 exons. Lineage: Eukaryota; Metazoa; Chordata; Actinopteri; Characiformes; Acestrorhamphidae. Gene Ontology annotation, molecular function: phosphatidylinositol-4,5-bisphosphate phospholipase C activity.